This is a messenger RNA of Papilio polytes (common Mormon), 2039 nucleotides long. RefSeq names its product venom serine carboxypeptidase-like. The transcript has 8 exons. NCBI's taxonomy places the organism in Eukaryota, Metazoa, Arthropoda, Insecta, Lepidoptera, Papilionidae. Gene Ontology annotation, molecular function: serine-type carboxypeptidase activity. The record is from RefSeq and is a predicted model, not a curated record. Gene Ontology annotation, biological process: proteolysis. Bases 366 to 2000 code for a protein of 544 amino acids.
GGGCUCCACAUAAGGAAGUGAAUAUAAAAACGAAAUUCAGACGUCUCUCACAAUCUAACGGAACACUCGGCUGUUUAUCGCAUAAUAUUUUUACAAUAACAUUUUAAGAAUUGCAAAUAUCCGUUAUUAAGAAUUGUGUUUAAACGAGUUCUAUUCAUGCGGUGUAAAAAUGCAAAACAAUUAUUCUAGUUAGGUAUAUUAAAAAUUUAUAUAGAAGUAUCUUUGAAAGUGUCGUUUCAUUACAAAGUUGGGAUCAAGCAGUUCAAGUGAUAACAAGAAAAUCGUGCACAUUAUCUUGUCUCUCUCAUUUAUUGUACAAUUCUAAACGGAACGUGUUUUACGCGAUAUGUGCAAUCUAUUUUAAAAUGUAUCUAAUUCAAAUAUUAAUUACGUGCGUGUUAUGGACUUUAUUAACGAGUGUCAACUGUAAAGUCGUUUUAAGCAGGGAAAAGAUUUCGGAAAUACUAAAUUCCAUAGAUUCGAUAAAAACAAGAGUUACAAUAGAUAAUUAUGAACACACAACUACUGGACUACCGAAAAUAAAUAACAAACUUACUAAAACGAAAGUAUCGUACAAUGAUAUUGAUAUAGAAGAUAAUAAAACUAAAAACAAUAUUACAUUCAAAUCAAAAUCUAAAGUGACACAAACAAAUGAAACAGAACAUUUAGAACCUCUUAUAUUGACGCCAUUAAUUGAACAGGGGAGAAUAGAUGAAGCAAGAAAUGCAAGCGUCGUUAAUCCAGAAUUGUUUCUCAAUGUCACGAGUUAUUCGGGAUACUUAACUGUGAACAAAACAUACAAUUCUAACAUGUUCUUUUGGUACUUCCCGAUUGCGGAUAAGCCAAUAUGUGAAUCGCCGUGGAUAAUUUGGUUGCAAGGCGGGCCCGGUGCUUCUAGUAUGACCGGACUUUUUGAUGAAAUAGGACCCAUCAAAAUGGAUGCUAAAUUAAAUUUGGAACGUAACCCGUACACAUGGUUGCAGAACCACUCUCUGCUGUUCUUCGACAAUCCAGUAGGGGCUGGAUUCAGUUUUACUGAUGACAAACGCGGAUAUGUUCGAGAUAUGCCUACGUAUUCCAGUCAGCUGUACACCGCGUUCCACCAGUUCGUCCAGUUGUUCCCGGAGCUGAAGGAAGCACCGCUCUAUAUCGCGGGCGAGUCGUACGCGGGAAAAUAUGUGCCCACACUCGGCCUGGAGAUACACAAGCGAAUACAUUUACCAGAACAUCGUGUUAACCUUAAGGGUUUGAUGAUCGGCAAUGCGUACGUGGACCCAGCCGUUAUCCCGCGCACAGUCCGACCCUUCUAUAACUUCGGUUUAAUAGAACAGGAGCAAGUGGAAAUGCUUAAACCAAUGUCGAAAGCUGUUGCGGAACAAGUCGCUGCCAACAACGGCACAUUAGCUAAACAAAAAUGGAUGAACCUCGUCGCUCUUCUUCUAAUGAUGAGCCAUCAGUCGCAAGCAUAUAACUUCUUGCAGAACGAAUUAGGGGUAGGCAAAUACGUGAAGUUCUUAAAUCGAAUAGACGUACAGAAGGCGAUACAUACACGAAGAUUGAAUUUCAACUUUGUUAAUAUGACUGUCAACUCAAACCUGGCUCCGGAUUUCCUGAGCAGCAGCAAACCUCACUUCGAGACUCUCUUAGAACAUUAUAGGGUGCUAGCGUAUUGUGGCCAGUUAGAUCUAAUGAUGCCGUGUGUCACCACUUCGGAGAAUUAUCGAACAUGGAAAUGGAAUGAGACGGAGAAAUUUAUAAACGCAACAAGAUUGCCUUAUUUGUAUCAAUACAAACGUGCCGGAUAUCAUAAAACGGGUGGAGGUUUGACUGAAGUAGUGUUCAUAGGGGCAGGUCAUAUGGUCCCUAUGGAUGUGCCCGCGCCCGCUCGAGAUCUAAUCACGAAAUGGACGCACAAUAAGAAACUAAGCAUAUCCUUACCGCUAUUAGAAGGAUCAUAUAUAAGCAGGUUUAUCGCUAACAAUACUGCAGCUUACCUUUGAUGUUAUUAUCAAUUAACUGACGUAGUACAAGUUUUUUUU